AUGUCCGUCAUGGGCUGUUUAGCAGAAUUGUCUGCCCUGGCACCUAUCUCAGGUGCUUUCGUCAGUCAAGCGGAUCUCUUCUUCGAUCCUGCCCUGGGAUUUGCUAUCGGUUGGUGUACAUUCUACGGUUCAGUCGUUUCCGUACCGGCAGAAUGGUCAGCUGUAGCUGUCGUCAUGACUUAUUGGACAGACUUGAGCCCUGCUAUUUGGAUUGCUAUCUGUAUAUUCGUCACCUUCAUGACCAAUUUAUUCCUCAUUCGAAUCUAUGGCGAAGUCGAACUCAUCUGCGCGGUAUUGAAGAUCGCUCUGAUCCUUGGACUCAUCCUCUUCGGACUGAUAUACGAUCUUGGGGGUAUACCGGGAUCAGACAGGAUCGGAUUCAGAUAUUGGAAAGAUGGGGGUGCGUUUGGUCAAGGCUACUAUUAUACCGGUACAGCGGGUGGGAAAUCUGCGGGUUUCUGGUUGACCUUGAUCAAUGCUGUCUAUGCGUUCUCCGGAGUCGAAUCGCUCGCUAUAGCCGCUGCCGAGACCAAAAAUCCACGUCGAAACGUUCCCAAGGCUGCCAAACACGUGUUCAUCCGGGUGUUCGUUUUUUACAUGGUCACUUUAUUCAUCGUCGGUUUGAUCGUACCAUACAACGAUCCGAACCUAUUGCACUCGACCGGUACGGCUGCUUCUUCGCCAUUCGUCAUUGCUGCUCAGCGAGCGGGAGUCAAGGUUCUUCCCAGUAUAAUCAAUGCGGUGAUCAUCACUUCAGCUUGGUCCUCAGGUAAUCACGGUAUGUUGGUCGGUUCAAGAUCGCUAUACGCUCUAGCUUUAGAUGGUAAAGCGCCGAAAAUCUUUACGAGGGUAUCAAGAUUUGGUAUACCAUACUUGGCUGUGAUUGCACAAGGAUCUUUCCAGGCUUUAGCCUUCAUGUCAGUCAGUAGUGGGGCUUCGACCGUUUUCAGUUGGUUAACCAACAUUAACUCUUCAUCAACAUUAUGUAUCUGGAUGGUCAUUGGUUUCUUAUCAUUAAGGGUCAGAAAAGGCAUGAGAGCUCAAAAUAUACAAUCUCACGAAUUGCCUUGGUCGGCACCUCUUCAGCCUUUCCUCUCGUACUAUACUGUUGGAGCUUCAUUUUUGGUUCUGACAACAGGUGGAUUUUACAGCUUCUUACCAGGAAAUUGGGAUGUCUCCGAUUUCUUCUCCAGCUACUUCUCUGUCAUCUUUAUGAUCGUUUUCUAUUUCGGAUACAAAUUAUGGAAACGAACUAAGAUCAAUCCCCUCAAGGAAGUACCUGUUGGCCAAUUGAUCGCUAUUGCAGAUGCCAAUCCCGAGGAUCCCCCUACGCCUACGAAAGGGUUUUGGAAAUGGUUUGGCAGGUUUGGUGGGACUAGGCAGAAAGUAUGA
Messenger RNA from Kwoniella mangroviensis CBS 8507, 1392 nucleotides. RefSeq lists its product as uncharacterized. Gene Ontology annotation, biological process: amino acid transmembrane transport. Gene Ontology annotation, molecular function: amino acid transmembrane transporter activity. The record is from RefSeq and is a predicted model, not a curated record. The transcript has 4 exons. Lineage: Eukaryota; Fungi; Basidiomycota; Tremellomycetes; Tremellales; Cryptococcaceae. Gene Ontology annotation, cellular component: membrane. The coding region runs from base 1 to 1392 and encodes 463 amino acids.